CCAGUGGACAUAUUCGACAAAGAGUCAGAUUUCAGUGACUUAGAGAUCAACGAGUACAAAGAGAAACUUCAUCAAGAACUGAAGACUGGCAAAUACAAGGUAAAACAUGUAAAUGGUACGCUCAGGUGUCCUUUUUGUGCAGGUGAGAAGGAACAAGAUUACCAGUACAAGGACUUUCUUCAACAUGCCAUAGGAUUGGGUAAAGGUUCUGCCAAUAUAAGUGCAAAAAAGAAGGCAAACCACUUUGCACUUGCAAAGUAUUUGGAGAUUGACCUUGCAAAUGAGGCGGAGCAACUGCCGCAGCCAAUGAUUAAACCAGCUUCUGUAACGGAGAGGUCUCAGCAAAAUGAUCUUUAUUGUUGGCCUUGGAUAGGAAUUGUCAUGAACAUUGUUAAGGGGCCCAAUACUAGAAAAUCAUUGGACAGUAGUGGAUAUCUGAUGAAGGAAGUCUCAAUUUUUAAGCCUCUAAGGGUGGAGAUAUUUUGGAAUGACCAUAACCAAAUUGGUCAAGCUGUUGUGAAAUUUGGCAAUGACUGGACUAGUUUUAAGAAUGCAAUGGAGUUUGAGAAGUCUUUCGAAGCGGAUCAUCAAAGUAAAAAGGAGUGGUUAGCUUUAAAAGGGCGUCUAGAUUCAAAAAUCUAUGGAUGGUUGGCUCGUGCUGAUGAUUAUAAUUUAGAAGGCCCGGUUGGAGAAUAUGUUCGUAAAGAAGGAAAGCUGAAAACAACGUCUAACCUUGUUGAGGAAGCUACGCAAGAUAGGAAUAAAAUUGUGGCAAAUAUGACCAAUGAGAUUGACAUGGAAAGUGAAAAGCUGGAUGAGUUGCACUACAAGUACAAUGAAACCAACAUGUCUUUGAGCAGGAUGCUUGUGGGCAAAGACAUGCUACAUCAUGCUUUCUAUAAAGGUUCCCCUCCUCCUCCUAUAAUGCAUGUUAAUGAUCAUGGGAUGCAGAAUUCUGAGAUAGAGGCUAAGAGGAAGGAACUUGAUUCUUGGAGUAAACAACUGAACAAACGUGAAGCAUUAAUUGAAAAAGAGAGACAGAAGCUUGACAAGGAAAAGCAAAGGAUCGAGGUGAAGAGGAAGGAACUUGAUUCUUGGAGCAAACAGUUGAACAAACAUGAGUCAUCAACCAAAAGGGAGAGGCACAAGCUUACCAAGGAGAAAAGAUAG
Messenger RNA from Thlaspi arvense, 1170 nucleotides. The record is from the annotation of a GenBank genome assembly. NCBI's taxonomy places the organism in Eukaryota, Viridiplantae, Streptophyta, Magnoliopsida, Brassicales, Brassicaceae.